Messenger RNA from Endocarpon pusillum Z07020, 1884 nucleotides. RefSeq lists its product as uncharacterized. NCBI's taxonomy places the organism in Eukaryota, Fungi, Ascomycota, Eurotiomycetes, Verrucariales, Verrucariaceae. Gene Ontology annotation, biological process: attachment of GPI anchor to protein. Bases 1 to 1884 code for a protein of 627 amino acids. The record is from RefSeq and is a predicted model, not a curated record. The transcript has 3 exons. Gene Ontology annotation, cellular component: membrane; GPI-anchor transamidase complex.
AUGCAUACAGUGACCUCUCUCCGCCGGCUGCGCUCUCAUCCCCGAUUACAUAAGAUACCGCCAUAUAUAUCCCUCCUCUGCAUAGUUGGAGGUAUCAUCUGGUUAUUGCUCCUCCCCCUGAACCGGUACUCUCGACAGACAUACAUCUCCGAAAAUGCCCUGCUCCCAGGCCAAGUUCAUACCUAUUUUGCUGGGAGCGAACAGAACAUCUUUCGAGGGUAUCGCGAAGAGCUCAAAUCGGUCAUAAAAGAGUCUGAAGAAGCUAGACCACAGCACCUGAACGAGGCACACUCAUCGAGGGAGAACAACGUUUUAUGGAUCGACAAGAUCAGAGCAAUCUUCAAGACUGCAGGCCUUCCGACCGCUACCCAGGACUUUGAGUACCAUGCAGCAGGAAACCUCUCUUCUGGAACCAAUAUAUACUCUGUGUUGCAUGCACCUCGCGGAGAUGGGACCGAAGCCAUUGUGUUGCUUGCUCCGCAACAAAAUGCUAGGGGUGAGCAUAAUAUCAAUGGCAUAGCUUUAUUGCUUACGCUUGCGCGCUACUUCAAAAGAUGGUCUUUGUGGUCGAAGGAUAUUAUCUUCCUGAUCACCCCGGACACAGACGGUGGCCCUCAAGCCUGGAUAUCUGCCUACCACUCGACACACGACCCUCAAACGAUAGAAUCACUUCCACUCAAAUCGGGUGCGCUGCAGGGCGCCAUCUGUGUUGAUCUUCCCUUCGAUCGCCGGUUUGAGAAAAUCUCCAUCUCGUACGACGGCAUCAAUGGUCAGCUACCCAAUCUCGAUCUUGUCAACACCGCUGUCAGCGUCGCGAGUGGUCAGAUGGGUAUUGGUACCACUAUUCAAGGCAUGCAUCGCCAUGACGACUCAUACCGAGCUCGUCUCAUAACAAUGCUCCAGGGUAUGACGAGCCAAGCAGUCGGGCACGGUACAGGUGCACACAGCGUGUUCAUGCCGUAUCAUAUCGAUGCCAUCACCCUGACGGCGGCUGGUGAUGGUUGGCAAGAUGAAAUGGCGCUUGGAAGGACCGUCGAGAGCAUCUUCCGAAGCUUGAACAACCUUCUAGAACAUUUCCAUCAGAGCUUCUUCUUUUACCUGCUGAUGCAGGCGAAUCGCUUUGUCAGCAUAGGCACAUACCUCCCAAGCGCCAUGGCGGUCGCGGCAGGGUUUAGCAUCAUGGCCAUCCAUCUUUGGAUUAGAUCAGGCCAUGUCGAAAUCCUAUCAGAGCUACCGGGUCAGUGCAUCAACGCUGAAGCCGACCUUGCAGAAAAGCCAUCACUUGAAGCCGACGGACUUGCUCAUCCUCCACCAAAUCAACAAACCCAACACAUCGACCGACAGCUACUUAAACCGAUCUUACUUAUCCUCCUCGCCCAUCUCUCCGGACUCAUACCCCUCUACCUCUCACACCACACCACCUACUCCCACUUACCCCAGACCAGCCUUUUCACCUCUUUCAUCCUCCUGAUCCUCCCCACGCUCAUCUCUCCCCUCUCCACCCCCUUACCAGCUCAACAAUACAACCUCACCAAGUCCCUCUCCCUCCUUCUCCUAGGUCUCUCCCUCUCCGCCCUCGCAACCCUCAACUUCAGUCUCAGCCUCGCCCUCGGACUCCUCUGCACACCCAUCCUCUUCGCUACCCGAGACCGCAGCAUCCCCGGGUACCUGAGCCGGGUGAUCCUGAUGGUGAUUUCGCCGAUGGGGCUGUGGUUGCUGGCUUACACGUAUUUUGCUUUCUGGGUGGGAAAUCCGGGAUGGGCGGGAGAUGUGCUGGCGCGGAUGGCGUUCGGAUGGAAUGUGUUGGGGGCUUGGGGCGUCGGGGUGGGGAUUUGGGGCGUUUGGUGGCCCGGUUGGGUGGUUGUGGCUAGAGUUUGGCUAUGA